CUGUAAGGCUGCAUAGCUUUAGCAGUUGUACAAGUGACCGCUGAGAAACUUAUUAUUGAUGGGGGACUUAUUCUGAAGGUGCAAUGGAAGUCACCAUGUCACGGGCUCGUGGCACCUCCUCAGGAUCAUGUCAUCAAGACAAUUGUAUGUUCCUUCCCUUGCUGGAGGAUCAGGUCUCCAGAUGCUCUCCUGUCAAUCCCACCAUCAGCCACUCAGUGUCCUGGACCUCUUCACUUGCCAACAGUUCCCACUCAGGAGGCACCGAGACAGAGACCGACCCGCACUCUGGGAUGCACACCAGCAUCAGCGAGAUCCUGAAGGAGAAGAGCCUGAAGCCGUCUCGCCGCAGCCUGCCCUGCCUCGCCCAGAGUCAGACUCAUCCAAUCAACCUCAACCACUUCCUGUCCGUGCCUCUGAGCCCGGAGCCCAAACCUGAAGUUGCGGAUUUGAGUCAGAGCAUCAGCACCUCCUGCAGCCUCCUCCCCCCGCAGACAGCAGAGGAUGGCAAGGAUCACUACGUGGAGGAGACGGAAGUGAGUACGUGUGAAACAAGGGCAGACGAGUCGUUUCUGCUACAAAAGCCUGUCACCCGUGCUAAAUUAGAGGCCCGCACAGAUUCACUUCAGGGGAAGAAUCCAGCUGAUUCGUCCGGGCUCUUUUUCCGAGAUGGGAAAAAGCGUAUCGACUACAUCCUGGUUUAUAAGAAGUCCAGUCCACAGGUGGAAAAAAGGUGCACGUUUGAGAAGAAUUUACGAGCUGAGGGCCUGAUGCUGGAGAAAGAGCCCUCUUUGACGAACAACGACAUCAUGUUUGUGAAGGUCCACGCUCCCUGGGACACACUUUGCAAAUAUGCAGAGCAGAUGAACAUCCGGAUGCCCUUCAGAAAAAAAUGCUACUUUACAGACUGGAAGAGCAAAACAUUGGGCAGCAGGUUUCAUCUGAGAUGUCGCCAGAUAAAAAGCUGGCUUCCCAGAAAUCCCAUGAAGCUGGACAAAGAGGCCUUGCCUGACCUGGAGGAAACCGACUGCUACACAGCUCCCUUCAGCAGAGCACGCAUGCAUCACUUCACUAUCAACAACAGGGAAACGUUCUUCUCCAAUUCCACCAGAAGCAGAAUAGUCCAUCAUGUUCUGCAGCGCACCAAAUAUGAAGAUGGAAAAUCAAAGAUGGGAAUUAACCGGCUAUUGGGGAACAACACAUAUGAGGCGGCAUUUCCUCCACAUGAGGGUGGCUACAAGAGCAGACAUCCUAUUAAGACACAUGGAGCCCAGAACCACAGGCAUCUUCUGUAUGAACGCUGGGCCCGCUGGGGGAUCUGGUACAAAUACCAGCCUCUGGACCUCAUCAGGCGAUACUUUGGUGAGAAAAUCGGUCUUUACUUUGCGUGGCUGGGUUGGUACACAGGCAUGUUAAUUCCUGCAGCCCUGGUUGGCGUUUUUGUCUUCCUCUAUGGCCUCUUCACUAUGGACUCAAGCCAAGUCAGUAAAGAGAUUUGUGAGGAUAAUACCACCGUCAUGUGUCCCAUGUGUGAGGAAACCUGUGAGCCGUGGAGGCUGAGUGACAGUUGUGUCUACGCGAAGGUGACCUAUCUGUUUGACAACGGUGGCACUGUGUUCUUUGCUAUCUUCAUGGCUAUUUGGGCCACAGUAUUCCUGGAGUUCUGGAAGAGGAGAAGGGCGGAACUGACUUAUGACUGGGAUCUCAUUGACUGGGAAGAGGAAGAGGAGGAGCUGAGGCCUCAGUUUGAAGCCAAGUACUCCAGGGUGGAGAGGGUUAACCCCAUAUCUGGCAAGCCUGAGCCUUUCCAGCCCUUCUCAGACAAACUUAGUCGGCUCAUGGUGUCCGUGUCCGGAAUAUUCUUCAUGAUUUCCCUCGUUCUGACAGCCGUGUUUGCAGUAGUGGUUUUCCGUCUUAUUGCGAUGGAGAAGUUUGCUUCCUUCAACUGGCAUUUUGUGAAGAAAAACUGGCAGUUUGCCACCUCUGGCACUGGAGUCUGCAUCAACUUUAUGAUCAUCAUGUCUCUCAAUGUGGUGUAUGAAAAGGUGGCCUAUCUACUGACUAAUUUAGAGCACCCACGGACAGAGUCUGAGUGGGAGAACAGCUUUGCUCUGAAAAUGUUCCUGUUCCAGUUUGUAAAUCUGAACAGCUCCACAUUUUACAUCGCUUUCUUUCUGGGAAGGUUUGCUGGCAGGCCUGGAAAAUAUAAUAAGCUGUUCAAUCGAUGGAGACUGGAGGAGUGUCACCCAAGCGGCUGUUUGAUUGAUCUUUGCCUGCAAAUGGGAGUCAUCAUGUUCUUCAAACAAAUCUGGAACAACUUCAUGGAGCUCGGUUAUCCUUUGCUGCAGAACUGGUGGUCUCGAAGGAAGAUAAAGAAAGGAGGUGGUGGAGGACAGAAUGUAGAGAAUAAAACCCAGCUUCCACAGUGGGAAAAAGACUGGAAUCUGCAGCCAAUGAACGCCCAUGGCCUGGUGGAUGAAUACCUCGAAAUGGUUCUCCAGUUUGGCUUCACCACCAUCUUUGUAGCAGCGUUUCCGUUGGCCCCUCUUCUUGCACUGCUCAACAACAUCAUUGAGAUUCGUCUCGACGCCUACAAGUUUGUCACUCAGUGGAGGAGACCCAUGCCAGCCCGAGCCACUGAUAUAGGUAUCUGGCAUGGGAUUCUUGAAGGCAUCGGCGUGCUGGCGGUGAUCACCAACGCCUUCGUCAUUGCCAUAACUUCAGACUACAUCCCGCGCUUUGUUUACGCCUUCAAAUACGGCCCGUGCAUGGACAAGGGACACCACCACCAGAACGAGUGUUUGCGAGGCUACAUGAACAGCAGCUUGUCUGUGUUUGAUAUGGGCGACCUGAAGAACGGCAGCCAGUCCAGAUACUGCAGGUACAGAGACUACAGAGCGCCGCCCUGGAGCCCUGUACCGUACGAGUUCACCCUGCAGUUCUGGCAUGUCCUGGCUGCCAGGCUGGCAUUCAUCAUUGUCUUUGAGCACCUGGUGUUUGGGAUCAAGUCCUUCAUAGCGUACCUCAUCCCGGACAUGCCGAAGGAUCUCUGCGAUCGCAUGAGGAGGGAGAAGUACCUGAUGCAGGAGAUGAUGUACGAAGCAGAGCUGGAACAUCUCCAGAAAGAGAGAAAGAAGAACGGACGACGUUAUCACCAUGAGUGGCCUUAGCUUUACCUCCAUGUGUCCACUUCCUGCUGCACAGCCCUCAGCUCACAGGCACCACCUCCCCUGUCUGCUUACUUACGUAUACUAGCUUCUAGAGUCCAGCUUCACUCAGCUGAUUCUGUACACCAAAGACACCCUUUUGAGUAACCAGAUCCUCCCCCCUCAAACCUGUCUGGCUUCGGGCCGAGCUCUGACCCUGGCCGCUCCCUCGCCAUCUGUUCCACGUCCUGGUUCUUGGCUCUGACCCUCUCUGCCUCACCCUCACCCCCUCACCUGGCUUCACCCAGCUGGUUGCCCUUAGUUCUGUGCUGUGUCAUGGCUUCACUGGGAAAACCUUUUGCAAUUGUAAUGUUUACUAUGCAGAUCAAGGGCUGCAGGUCACCACUGUUCACUUUCGGCACCCAUCCUGCACUCUCUCUGUGUGGCAGCUAGCACUUUGCUUUGACUCUGUAGUCCGGUGCAGCUCGCAGCAUGGCCGUGUUUUUUCUCCUGUAAGCAUCAGCAGAGCCACGUCCAUGUGAAAGAGCUACUGUGGCACUUUUCUCGUUGCAAAGUGAUUCUGGUGAUGUGGCUACCAAAUAAAACUGGCACUGUUCUCGCAAAGUAAGUGUAUAUUGCUGACGAAGCAUGCCAAUUAAUAUCUGCAAAGAAAAAACUAAAAUGAAAACAACAGCACUCAUUGUGGAGGAUGUUCACAUCCAUUCAGCACAUUUGAGAAGGAAUCCUCUCAGAAGUCAUAUAAAGUGAAUGGUAAAUCUGUUUUGUACCUUUUGAUAGACAAAGUCCCCGUCUUGAUGCCUGGUUCACAUGUGUCUGUACUCAGUGUGAGCUGUGUGUUAAUCUCCGUGCUACUGCUGAGCUUGACUGUCCUGAGUUGAAGAAAUGUGAACUUAGUGCAAUUUGAUUGUGCCUACAGUGUAACAAAAAUGAUUGCGCGCCACAAUUGUGUCACCACAACAUCACGUGUGCCUGUAUUGUGCAGCACGUGCUUUUUUUGAAGUGCAAGAAAUAUUCUCUCUCCUCGUUCUGUUGUCCGAUCUGUCGUAAAACUGUGUGAACUCUCCUGUCAGGAUUUGUUUUGGAUGUGACUCACACCACAGUACCUACUCGGGUCUCAGCUAACGUCGACGGUACGCGCUGUAACGCGACUCCCGUCAUGAACAAUGUAUACACUCGCAUGCAGGAUCCACAAAUCUGCUCUUCCGCUCUGCCCUCACAGUCUGUUUUUCAUUUGCUGUUGGAAGCCCUGAACCGUGGUUGAAACUUGGAUCUCUUAGAAAUAGCUGUGGCUUGGAUGUUCACUUUGCAAAGAACAUCCAUCCACUGUUCUACACUCCCAAACCAUAAUAUACGUGCUUCUGUUCCUGUCUUUAUUAAACCCACAGUCAGACACAGUUUCGGCUGCUUUCUGACCUUUUGUCGAUGGGAAACUGAGAAGAUAGGGUUUUGCUAAAUGCAGUCAUGACGUUGCCUUUUUAUGGUGGUCAGUUCUGAUGUCAUGGAUUAGAGCAGCAGGUUUUCGCCCAGUGAACUCAGGAAAAUAGGCCACAUGACCGAUAUAUCAGUGUGUGAGGCUGAGUCAGAAUCUUUUCCUUCUUUGUUCAUGUAGAGAUGGAGACUUUUGGAGUGUGUAGAGUGAGCAGUACUAAUGGAGCGGUUUUGUGUUUGGCGGGCGAUGGGGACUUUAUUGACCCAAACACUUCAGUUCAGGCCAUAUUGAUCAUAUGAUGGUAAAUGCAACCAUGUUAUGCACAGUAGUGGUGAAAGCUACAGCAACCUAACAUCUGAAGGGAAUGUUACUAUCCUGAAUACAUUGCACAACAGUGAAAAACAUAUUCUUCAUUUUCAAAGGCUUGUACAUUAUUUGGAUUUGUUCUCUUUCAUUGCUGCUUUUGUACAUACAUUUUACAGCAUAUGUAAUGUUUUUAUACUAUUAUUUUGUGCUACCAGUUCACCUGCUCUCACCCUCAGAUAGAAAACGUAUUGUCCACAUCUCUCAGGUGUCCUCUGAAUGUUUGCCGAUGAUCGACUUUUUAUCAUAUUUUCUAAGAUUUAAUCAAACCUAUCUUGCUUUUUUAGGUAUAUAUUUUUGCACUGCAGUGCUUUCGCAUGACUAUAAUGCUCACGCACAGUAAAAAAGCAUGUGUUUUUUUUUUUUGGCAUAAUCACAGUUCAUGUAUUAGAGCAGAUCAAAAGUCGUACAUUUGAUUAUGGAGUCACAUAAUGCAGGUUGUUGCUUUAAGGUCAAUCCAAUGCCUCAUUAUUUCAUUCACAAGAGAGAGAUAUUUGCUUUUAAAUCUUAUUCUGACUUUUAGAAAACUAGUCCAGGUUUUCAGAAUAUCUUCCCUGCUAUGUGAACACUGAAAAUCUAUGCAUGUUGUUAUCCUCGAGUGCUACGUUUAUUUUGAACAGAUGCAGAUGUAAAUGUAUUGGUACAUUUGUACUGUAGAGUAUGCAUGACUUAACACCUGCUCUGAGCAGAGCUAACUUCUGUAAAGUUGUUAACAGCGUCUUAAACAUAUCACCUCCCUUUUCCAGUGUUGAUCAUUUUUGGAGCUCCUGGAUAAGACAUACGUCUCUUGAUGUGGUGGGAUUUUAUACUGAAAGAGUAUUUUCUAAACAAAAGCUCGGACUCCACACUGAUUAAUAUAAUCUGUCCUGGAAUUUCAAGGAGAGUCCGAUCCUUAGACUUCUUCUGUUUAGACACUCUACUGGGAAUUAUGAUUCCAUUUACCCCCUAGCAGUUGAAGUGUUUAACCUAAGGGGAUGGGGGGAUUUUAUGAAUGAAUAAUUGUAUGACCUUGGAUGUCUGACUUGCCCAGCUACUAAUCAUGUCCGGAUGGAUGUUCAUCUGUUCACCUCCUCACUAAUACAAAUGCUGCACAGUGGUGGAAAGGUGUUUUUCAUGCCUUCUACCGUUGGCAAUAGCACAAUAUGGGUAUUGUAUAAUAAGUAAUAAUGGCGUGACCUUGCACAUCUCUGACAACAUAGCAGUCUAGAGGGGGAUUAAGCUUUCUGUUCCAUGCUACGCCUCCUAAUAGGAUUGUGCUUGAGCAAUGAUGUACUUGACGUGGAAGCACAGUGACAUCAGCCCAUAGAUUUAACUGUAUAGGAUGAUUAUCAGUCGUGACAUGAAGUGUAUCAAUAACAUUGUUUACUUCGUUCCUGUUUACAUGUAAAAACAUACUGAAAUGUAUAAAAAUAAUGUAACAUAAAAUAAUUUGGAUAUCACUCUUUUCUGUAAUAAAUCAUGGAUUGUAUCUUUUAAAUCAAA
Molecule: messenger RNA, 6438 nt
Organism: Amphiprion ocellaris (clown anemonefish)
Lineage: Eukaryota; Metazoa; Chordata; Actinopteri; Pomacentridae
Gene: ano3
Product: anoctamin 3
Exons: 26
Coding region: 84-3167 (1027 amino acids)
Biological process (GO): chloride transmembrane transport
Cellular component (GO): plasma membrane
Molecular function (GO): protein dimerization activity; chloride channel activity
Source: RefSeq, a predicted model, not a curated record